AUGGAAUAUGAUUUUAUUGCUUUAGAAUUGGCAGGUCAAGAAGCUGAAUGGAUAAGGAGUUUGCUUGCUGAUAUUCCAUUGUGGGGGAAGCCAGCUCCAUCAGUUUCUAUGCGGUGUGACUCGCAAGCAGCAAUUGGGGUAGCGAAUAAUCAAGCCUAUAAUGGAAAGAGAAGGCAUAUUCGCUUAAGGCAUGCCAUAAAGGUGCUGUCAAAAUUGGAGAGACAACCAACUGAAUUAUUGGACAACUGUGAUGGAGAUACUCCAUUACAUAUAUCCACUUUGGAGGAGGAUUAUGGUACUUCUGCUUAUCUCCUUGAUCACGGAGCAGACUGUAAUAUGGCUAUGGAUAAGGGAUUUACCCCAUUACAUUAUGCUACAAAAAGAGGACGAACAAAUCUGUUGUGUUUGCUCAUAUCAAAAGGUGCAAAAGUGGAUACACAUGCUCGUGUAGGAACACCACUGCAAGCUGCUGUUGUUCAUGGCAUGAGAGAUGUUGUUGAGUCUUUGCUCAAAAAUCAGGCUAAUCCUAAUGUUAUACGAGCACCUUCAUUUUCAGGUUCUGCUGUCCUGGGUGUUCAAGGAAGAGAUCGGUCAUAUGUCAAGUUUGUAGCGGAGCAGCUGGGUUUAGAUGGUUCUUAUGUUUCACGUACUUACAUAGAACAAAUCCAGCUGGAGAAGCUUGUAAACGAUGUCUUGGCUUUGCCAGAUGAUUUGAAGAGUAAGCUCGAUCAGCAUAGAUGA
Messenger RNA from Beta vulgaris subsp. vulgaris (sugar beet), 741 nucleotides. RefSeq lists its product as uncharacterized. The transcript is spliced from 8 exons. The record is from RefSeq and is a predicted model, not a curated record. Bases 1 to 741 code for a protein of 246 amino acids. Lineage: Eukaryota; Viridiplantae; Streptophyta; Magnoliopsida; Caryophyllales; Amaranthaceae. Gene Ontology annotation, molecular function: protein binding.